Messenger RNA from Chanos chanos (milkfish), 4872 nucleotides. Its product is annotated as FERM and PDZ domain-containing protein 4-like. The coding region runs from base 25 to 4872 and encodes 1615 amino acids. The record is from RefSeq and is a predicted model, not a curated record. NCBI's taxonomy places the organism in Eukaryota, Metazoa, Chordata, Actinopteri, Gonorynchiformes, Chanidae. Gene Ontology annotation, cellular component: cytoskeleton. Gene Ontology annotation, molecular function: protein binding. The transcript has 15 exons.
CCACCGGCUCCGCGGCGGGUGGAGAUGAGAAGGGAUCCGGUGCUUGGCUUUGGUUUCGUGGCCGGUAGCGAGAAACCCGUGGUGGUCCGCUCUGUGACUCCAGGAGGACCAUCAGAGGGAAAACUUAUUCCCGGGGAUGAGAUCAUUAUGAUCAAUGAUGAGGCGGUUGCCUCAGCACCCAGGGAACGAGUCAUUGACCUCGUCAGGAGUUGUAAAGAGUCCAUCUUGUUGACUGUUGUGCAGCCAUACCCAUCUCCCAAAUCAGCAUUCAUCAGCGCAGCCAAAAAAGCCAAGUUGAAGUCUAACCCUGUCAAAGUGCGCUUUGCAGAGGAAGUCAUAAUAAAUGGACAGGACACUGUGAAGGACAACUCCCUCCUCUUCAUGCCUAAUGUUCUAAAGGUGUACCUGGAGAACGGGCAAACCAAGUCAUUUCGUUUCGACAGCAGCACGUCUAUCAAGGACGUCAUCAUGACUCUCCAAGAGAAGCUGUCCAUCAAGUGCAUCGAGCAUUUUUCAUUAAUGCUGGAACAGAGGACAGAAGGUUCCAGUAGCAAGCUGCUACUCCUGCAUGAGCAGGAGAUGCUAACUCAGGUUACUCAAAGGCCAGGGUCGCACAAGAUGAAAUGCUUUUUCAGAAUCAGCUUCGUCCCAAAGGAUCCGGUUGACCUUCUCAGAAGAGAUGUGGUGGCUUUCGAAUACCUCUAUGUCCAGAGCUGUAAUGAUGUAGUUCUGGAGCGCUUUGGCCCAGAGCUGAAGUAUGACGCUGCUCUUCGCCUCGCCGCCCUGCAGAUGUACAUCCUCACCAUGACGACCAGGCAGACACAGAAAGUCUCACUCAAGUACAUCCAGAAGGAGUGGGGUUUAGCACUUUUCUUACCUCCAUCAGUCCUCUCCAGCAUGAAGGAGAAAAACAUAAAGAAAGCACUGACACACAUCCUAAAGACAAAUCAGAACCUUGUGCCUCCAGGGAAGAAGUUAACAGCUCUGCAGGCAAAGGUGCACUAUUUGAAGUAUCUUAGUGACUUGAGAUUGUAUGGAGGAGGAAUAUUUAAAUCAGUCUUACUGCAAGGAGAGAAGCAAACAGAGGUGACCCUAUUGGUGGGUCCCAGGUAUGGCAUUAGUCAUGUAAUCAAUGCCAAGACCAAUCUCGUGGCCCUCCUUGCUGACUUCAGCCAUGUUAACCGCAUUGAGAUUCUCACUGAGGAUGAGACAAACGUCCGGGUAGAGUUGCAUGUCUUGGAUGUAAAGCCUAUCACGUUACUAAUGGAGUCCAGUGAUGCCAUGAAUCUGGCUUGCCUGACCGCAGGAUACUAUCGGCUUCUGGUAGAUUCCCGACGUUCCAUCUUUAACAUGUCCCAGAGUAACAGCCUAAGUGAACUGGACAGCGGCCAGGAUCCCAGGGAGCUCGAAUGGCCAUACAGCACCUCAUUUGGUAGCUGUGAUGACGGUAAUUCUCAAGCAAGAGUGAAUGAAUCUUAUCAGGGGGAGCCUGAUUACCCAGAGGGCACACAAGGAGAGACUGAAAUUGCCUCUCCUUCUAUACAAGAUGUACAGCAGCCCCAAUAUCCCAUGCAGCAGGGGGGUGAGAGGUCACCAAGAAGGAGCAGAAGUCCACAGCCUCCACCUCUCCCACCUGCAAGACAUCGGCCCCAAGACUCUCCCAGGAGUGCUAAAGUAUCUUUUAUAUUUGGAGAUCCCCCUCUGCACAGCGUCAACCCUCAGAACCUUGGCUACCAGCGCCUCAUGGAUGAAAGUCCUGAGAUUCCUGAUAGAUCUGUUCUCCUACAUACCAAUGAUGUAAGCUUCAGGACUUCAGAUGAUGUGCCAUUUCAGUACAAUACCCGACAAAAUGUUGUCUAUAGCAACAUUGGAGAGGCUAAGAUUUUUGGUAGUGUAGAGGAGGGCAUUGAGGAGCCCUUGCUGCGAGAUUUAUGUUACGCUGAAACGACGGAUGACGCAGAGGAUGAGGACGAUGUCAGCUGCGAGGAAGACAUAGCCGCAGCGGUUGGAGAGAGUGCUGUGAGACUGCCAACGAGCAAUACCACAUUUCUUGCCUUGUCAGGGUCCAGUGACGAUAUUAUCGACCUGACCUCCCUUCCACCACCAGAGGGGGAUGAUGAUGAGGAAAAUGAUGCACUCCUACACUCCCUAAACCUGGCUAUUGCUGCCCCUCCUCCUGGGUUCAGGGACAGUUCAGACGAAGAGGGCACAGAGAGCAAAGGUCGGCCUCUCGGCUCAUGUGACAACGACAACAUCCCCGUGUCUCUUAUUGAUGCUAUCCCAACGCAUGGGGAGGGCAGCAGUGACCGUAACCUGGAUCAGGCUGUUGUGUCCACCCUACAAGCACUGGAGGCACUGGCUGUGUCUGAAGAGCGGCCAAAUCCACAGUCCAACACCAGUACAGGUAAUGUCCUGUCUCGGGCUUUCAGUCCUGAGUCCUCGUCAGAUUCAGGAAAUGAAACAAACUCUUCGGAGAUGACUGAAAACUCAGAACAGGCUGCAGCGCACAGGCUCUCAGAGAAUCCCAUGCGUCUCUUGGUUGCCACCACUGAGGGUUAUCAGCCACUUUUGGAAGAGAAGACUGAAUUUCCUGUCUCCCCCUCUGCAAGACCAUCCAUACAAAAGCCACCACGUAGUCCCUCACGACACAGACAGACUGAAGUACUGUCUGUUGCUGUGCCUUCUAAGCAAAUUUUAUCUUCUGAUGGCAUUGAGAUGGAGCCAGAUGCCAUGGAGGAUAAAUCACUACAUGAUUAUAUCCCCAAAGCACACUCAAGCACACUUGUAAAUUCAAACACCGGCUACCAGUCCAAUACAAUGGUGAGUGGUGGAAAACGACAUAAGAAAACAGCAGAUCCCCCUGGGAAGUUUAACUCUUUAGGUGGGAGAGAAAGUCACAGGAGGAGUCAUUUUGACAUUGAACGUACUUCGUUUUGUGAGAGGAUUCAAGGGCAGCAGCCAUUAUUUGAGAAUAAAUCCACAGAGAAACAAGCCACUGCAAGCCACUUAGGCUCUAAAGAAGAUGUAGCUUGCAACAGUAGUCCUGGAAAUGGGCAAGGUGGGCUCUCAUCUGACACUUGCUUUCCCUCACCAUCUAAACAACUGCGGGACACUGCACAGGUAGAGACACAUGAGGACGAGCAGCAGGCCCAGCCACCACUGCGGCAUGGGGUGGCACGAUUAUGUGAAUACCACUUGGCUAAGCGGAUCUCCUCCCUUCAAAGUGAGGCUCAACACUCUUUGCAGAGCUCACAAUGCUCUUCUCUGGAUGCUGGCUGCAGCACAGGAAGUAGUGCUUGUGCAACUCCCACUGACUCACCACUUUGCGCUCCCGAUGGCAAGCACCCGCUCUCAAACUCUUCAUCUUCCUUACUCAGAGGUCUUGCCUUUGAGGACAAGGCUUCACAUGGCACUCUAGGCAGAGACCUCCAUCCCCACGCAGAUCCUGCCCUCCUGAGGAAGAUGUUGCCAAAUAUGCAUCCCCCUGGGUCAGAUCCUUCACUUAAUGUCCGAGAAGGCUCCCUUCGUCCAUCCAAGAUGAAAGAGACCACAGCUCGCACAGAACAGCAUGGAAUGCUGCCGGGAGGGAGAGACCAGCCCCCAAUUUUACUACGGCAAGCCAAAACCUGUGCCACUCCUCCUCCUCCUCCUCCUCCUCCCCCUCCACCGCCACCUCCACCUCCACUUCUGCAACACAGCACGUCAGUGAGCACCAACUGCAGUGUUCCACUGUCAGAGUCAGCCAACACUCUCAGACAGAACCAUGUCCACAUGACAGCCCCUGCACUGCAUCAAUGUAACUCCACCACCAAUAGUCUUCGGAGGGGCAGGGAACUAAGACGAAGCUCUAGCACUGUGACUACAGGCUCUGGAAGUGUGGAAACACUGUUUGAGAGAACUAGGACACCCUCUACAGGCCGAUGUCAGCAGGUGUCUGCACAUUUGUGUGACGGCAAACUGCAGAGAAGACCUACAGGGAAGAAGCUAUCAAAAAGUUACUCCCAGGGUUCUAUGGGCUCUCAUACCACUUGCUGGUCAGCUGGUAGCAAGGACAGCUGGAGGGCCUCUGUUAUGUUACCACUGCAAAAGGAUGGCAAGCAGAUAAAGGCAUCACAGAAGCUAGACACUAGUCCAUGGAGGUGCAAUGGCCCAUUCAGCUACUGUUUCUUUAAAAGGAAAAGUUUAGCCGAGGAGGAUGACACAGAUGGGGAGGGACCCAGAAGGUAUCAUGGUGAUUUUAAUGAGGCAGGAACCUCCCAGCACAGCCCCAACCCUGUCCUUGACACCACAGGAGAGCAGUUGUAUGGGGAGGUCCUUAACAAUAUGAGUUUUAGUGACAGGCUGGCUCGAAUAAAUGCACUGAAGGACCACAUGUAUGUCUUUCCAACCGGCUUUUCCGAAGUACAGAGGGAUGCGAGUGAGCUGAUUGCCCUAGUACGCUCUAGUGUAGGAAGAGGUGACAGAAGUGUUCCACCACUUCAAGCUCAAGAGCUUGCCCAGUACAAGCAGCUGCUUUCUAUUGAGUCUAAGGAGCUUGGAAGGGCAUGUCGGCGGAUGGCUCAAGCACACGGGAGCCCUGAGGAAAUGCUGCUGGCUGUCACUUGCAGUUUCCAGGUGCUCUGCUGCUUAUCCGAAGCCUGCAUGUGCCUGGUACGGGGCCUAGGCGCAUCAGCUGCCCAGCAACAACGAGAAGUUGUCGCCAAAGUUGAUGAGGUAGUUAUGAACUAUAUCUGUCUGCUGCGUGCUGCUGAGGCAGCCUCAGGUAGUGCUCCUGGGGAUCACAGCAUCAAAGCACUAGCCCGUCACUCAAGCACCAUGUCAGCCAUUGCUAACACCCUCACCCGUUCCUUAAAAACAUUACUGAGCAAAUAG